GUCUCUGCCUCUCAACGAAAGCAAAGCGCAUUUAGGCAGCACAGCUUUCAGUCGCAAAAAUUCCCGAUAAAAACCCUAAAAUACCCUCGCGCUCCAUUCAAAUUUCCCACUCGCACCACCGAACCGAAAUGGCUUGAAACCAUGGAAUCCGCGCUACCUCCAGCCUCCGACCUCUCGCCCUCGAUCGUCUCAUUCCUCAACGACAAGUUCCGGACCAAUGCAAACUUGAACGGGGCUCCGGCUCUCCUGUCGGAGCUCCAAACCCAGUGCGGCGACUUGGAUCGAACCCUAAUCGACCUCAACCGGAGCCUCGGGUCCUCACUUCUAGCUUACGCUUCGUUCUCCGAUCGGGUCCACGGCGUCUUAGGCGACAUCAAUGCCCAAUUGACGGGUCUCGGAUCCUCCACUCGCUCUCGCAGUUCAGAUGGAGAAGGAAAGGAGAGAGCCGAGCAGAUUUUGGGGGAGGAGCUGCCGGCAUUGGCGAAGGAAGUGGCGAGGGUUGAGUCGGUUCGAACAUACGCAGAGACAGCAUUGAAGCUUCAAACUAUGAUUGGUGAUAUUGAAGAUGCAGUAUCGUCUACCAUGAAGAAAAACUCAUGGAAGCAUUCUUCGAAACAGAAUUCAGAAGAAAUGCGUCUGGUUGCUAUUAAAACACUUAAACUGAUAGAAGAUAUUUUAACUUCAGUUACAAAGACACACCCUCAAUGGGAACAUCUUGUGUCAGCAGUUGAUCACAGAGUAGAUCGAGCUCUGGCCAUUUUAAGACCCCAUGCUAUAGCAGAUCACCGGGCCCUCCUUACUUCCCUUGGAUGGCCACCGCCUCUUGCCAUUUUGACUUCCUCAACUCCAUAUACAGGGAGAUCAACUGAAGUUCUGAAUCCUCUUUUCACAAUGCAAGGAGACCUCAAAGACCAGUACUGCGAAAACUUUUUUGCCUUGUGCAGCUUACAGGAGUUGCAGAGACGAAGAAAAUCGCGUCAACUAGAGGGCUAUAAUCGGGAACUUGCUCUGCAUCAGCCACUUUGGGUGAUUGAAGAGCUUGUGAAUCCUAUAUCAUUGGCAUCCCAACGCCAUUUCACAAAAUGGGUUGAUAAGCCAGAAUUUAUAUUUGCUCUUGUCUACAAGAUCACCAGGGAUUAUGUUGACUCUAUGGAUGAGUUAUUGCAACCACUGGUUGAUGAAGCAAUGUUAACAGGGUACAGUUGCAGAGAAGAAUGGAUUUCAGCAAUGGUAUCUUCCUUAUCAACAUACUUGGCAAAAGAGAUAUUCCCAAAAUAUGCUGGACAACUGGAUGAAGAUAGCACAACGGGUAGUCAGUCACAGGCUAGAAUAUCCUGGCUUUAUCUUGUUGACUUGAUGAUAUCGUUUGAUAAACAAAUCAAGUCUCUGAUAGAACAUUCUGGAAUCUUGCUUUCACUUCAGGAUGAUGGGGACUUCUCAAAGGUUUCUUCUCUAUCUGUUUUCUGUGAUCGACCAGAUUGGCUUGAUUUAUGGGCAGAGAUAGAAUUAAGUGAUAUACUAGAAAAGUUGAAACCUGACACUAGUGAUGAGAGAAAUUGGACCAUGAAAGUCCAAGGAGCAGUUCUUUUAUCUGCUACUGAAGAUUACAAAGCUCCUGCAGUUUGCAGUGCCUAUCUUCGUUGUCUAUCAUCUGUGGUUGAUCGUUGUCGAUCAUUGCCUAGCAUCUCUAUGAGGUCCAGGUUUCUCAGAUUAGCUGCAGUACCUAUUAUACAAAAAUUCUUGGACUGCUUACUCAUCAGGUGCCAAGAAGCUGAAGGUCUGACUGCCUUGACGGAUGAUGAUGCCCUAGUUAAAGUUGCAAACUCCAUUAAUGCUGCUCGCUACUUCGAAUCUGUUUUAAAGGAAUGGAGUGAGGACGUCUUUUUCCUUGAGAUAUGGUCAGGUCAAAGUGAUCAGCUGGGAAUAUCAGUUGGUGAUCAAAAUGGUAAUGUAGAACCAGUGGAAGGUCUUGAAAGUGGUAUUUUCUAUGAGGAGAUUGUAAAGUUGGAGGAGUUUAGAAUAGAAUGGGCUGAAAAAUUGUCUGUUGUUAUAUUGAGGGGAUUUGAUGCUCAAUGUCGAGAUUAUAUGAAGAACAGGAGGCAGUGGCAGGAAAAGAGUGAGGACGGUUGGACAGUGUCCAAAUUUUUAGUUGGUGCUCUAGAUUAUUUGCAAGGUAAAAUGUCAGUUGUAGAAAAUGGUUUGAACGGGAUAGACUUUGUUGGGGUGUGGAGAAGUUUGGCAGCUGGGAUAGAUCGCUCAUUUUUCAAUGGUAUUCUAAUGAGCAACGUGAAGUUUUACGAUGGCGGAGUUGAGAGGUUUGGCAGUGAUUUGGAGGUUUUAUUUGGGGCAUUUGGAGCUUGGUGUUUGAGACCUGAGGGCUUUUUCCCCAGAGUAAGUGAGGGCUUAAAGUUGUUGAAGAUGGAAGAAGAGAAACUUCAAAACAGUUUGGCAGGAGGUGAGAAAUGGAUGAAGGAGAAUGGGAUUAGACAUUUGAAUGUACCAGAUGUAGAAAAGAUUGUGAAGAGUAGAGUCUUUACCAGUUGAGGGCUCCCAAGUGUUGUGUUGUACAUGAUUUAGGAUCCCUUGGAUUGACCCAUUUAAUUUUUUUUUUUUAAAUUUAUAAAAAACACACAGUAAAGGGAAAAAAGUUUGCCUUUUUUACUCUGGGAAGAUAGUUCAGUUCAUUGUAGUUGCAGCUUGAGAAAAUUAUUCCCUUUGAUUAUUGUUAAUUCAAAUGGAUCCUCUUAACAUCUGUGUAAUGUUGGAAUAAUGAUAGUUGUUUAUGGCAUGCUUGAA
Prunus persica (peach) is the source of this 2796-nucleotide messenger RNA. RefSeq names its product RINT1-like protein MAG2. Gene Ontology annotation, biological process: retrograde vesicle-mediated transport, Golgi to endoplasmic reticulum; regulation of ER to Golgi vesicle-mediated transport; endoplasmic reticulum to Golgi vesicle-mediated transport. The coding region runs from base 142 to 2544 and encodes 800 amino acids. The transcript is spliced from 4 exons. The record is from RefSeq and is a predicted model, not a curated record. Gene Ontology annotation, cellular component: Dsl1/NZR complex. Lineage: Eukaryota; Viridiplantae; Streptophyta; Magnoliopsida; Rosales; Rosaceae.